AUGGCAUACCGGAUGCACACUGACGAAGAACGAUAUCUUCUCUUCCCCUCUACCCUCUCUGGCAGAGCUCUGAAUUGGUAUUGCCGUUUUCCACCUGAGACAGUAGACUCAUUUGAGGAACCGAGGAAACUAUUUGUCUCUCAACAUAUCUUCCAGACAGAUCGUUUGCAUUCCGCAGAUGACUUGUACACUAUUCGCCAGAAGCUGGAUGAGUCACUACGAAAGUAUGCCGGCCGCUUUAGCCAUGAGUAUUCUUGCUGUGCUGAGGCAGAUGACAAAACCGCCCUUAAAGCCUUCAAAGCAGGCCUACGCGACUGUUUCUUCAAGUACAUGAUCAAUGCUAACACUUGGAAGGCUUACUCUGAGGUAAUGGCGCAUGCUUAUAACCAUGCCUCCGCUGAGGCAAGGACAUAUCAAGGAAAAUUCCCUACAGCCAUCCCUUAUCAGCAAAUAGGGAGUGAAAGCCAAAUCCAACCGAAUGAGAAGAUCUCAACCUUCCAAACAGUAGCGACGCUUCCCCCUGCCCUACCUAAUACCUCGCCAAGUCAACAGGCGUAUCAUUCUUUAGGCAAGAGGAAAGACUUCCAUCCUUACCAGUCUCAGUUUAAUAAAAAGAGUAAGGGGCACUAUCGCGAUAACCAAAGUAUAGUUCACUUGAUAUCAAAGCCAAGGCUGAGGGAGCCAGAUUUCAAGUCCACGAAGAACACAGGCAUGUUUUGUGGUUACCACGAGUAUAAUAGCCAUGACGGCGAGAAAUGUAUCACCCUCCGUGAUCAUAUUGAAACUUUGGCACGUGAAGGAAAAAUUGACCAGUUCCUCCUUCACCCUCCAAGGGAUAACCGCAACCAACGCCAAGUGAAUGUGAUAUAUUCCAUAAGCGGUGGCACACCCAUAUCUGAAUCUUCCAACAGGGCCAUUAAAAACAAUGAACGAACAUUGAAGCCUGGCCACCAAGUGUUUCACGUGGAAAACAUCAGGGGAGGCAAGUAUCAAAAGCCUAACUGGGAUCCAAUAUGUUUCUACCCUAAGGAAGAAAUAGGUAUCAUCUAUCCUCACAACGACCUACUGAUUGUGGAGGCUCACAUAGCCAACUUUGAUGUACAACACGGGGGCGUUGGUCAAUAUCAUGUUUGA
Messenger RNA from Pyrus x bretschneideri (Chinese white pear), 1134 nucleotides. RefSeq lists its product as uncharacterized. The coding region runs from base 1 to 1134 and encodes 377 amino acids. Lineage: Eukaryota; Viridiplantae; Streptophyta; Magnoliopsida; Rosales; Rosaceae. The record is from RefSeq and is a predicted model, not a curated record. The transcript has 2 exons.